Molecule: messenger RNA, 2584 nt
Organism: Polyodon spathula (Mississippi paddlefish)
Lineage: Eukaryota; Metazoa; Chordata; Actinopteri; Acipenseriformes; Polyodontidae
Product: CD82 antigen-like
Exons: 9
Coding region: 194-943 (249 amino acids)
Cellular component (GO): membrane
Source: RefSeq, a predicted model, not a curated record
AAACUUUACUCAAACGAUAACAGAGCGUUCUUCUUUUUCCGACCUCCGAUCCUCGGCUGAGCUCUUCAGAAUUUGAACCCAGCCUCUGUAGAAUCCUGAUUUGAGACUGCCUGAAAAGCCUUUAUCAAGUGAUUGGCAUCAAUCCGCUCUGAUUCAAUUACACCUCAAAGAAGAGGAAAUCGGGACCAACACAAUGGGAAAAGGCUGCCUGACCGUGACCAAGUACUUCCUGUUCUUAUUCAACCUCCUCUUCUUCAUUUUUGGAGCUCUGAUUUUGGGAUUUGGAUUAUGGAUCCUUCUGGAUAACCAAAGUUUCAUUGCAGUUUUGCAAGAAUCCUCGGAUUCUCUGAAGGUGGGCGCCUAUAUCCUGAUCACCGUUGGCUCCUUGGCCACGCUCAUGGGAUUCCUGGGCUGCAUGGGAGCCGUGUAUGAGAUCAAAUGCCUUCUGGGUUUGUACUUCACCUGCCUGCUGUUAAUACUCAUUGCCCAAGUGACUGCUGUAGUCCUCAUUUACUUCCAGCGUGAAACGCUGAAUAAGGAGAUGUCCUCUAUCAUCACAGAUGUGAUUGUGAAAUAUGAAGGCAACAGCACCACUGACAUUGCCUGGGACUACAUCCAGAAGAAUGUUGGCUGCUGUGGCUGGUUGGGCCCUGUAAACUGGGCAGUGAACCCUGUGAUUAAGAACAGCUCCAUGAUGCUCUACCCUUGCUCCUGUGGAAACGGCACAGCGGACAGUGGCUUCUGCAGAAGCGACACCAAAGACUGGCCCGUCCACAGCGAGGGCUGUAUGGCAAAUCUACAGAAAUGGCUUAAUGACAAUGUUGGAGUUAUUCUUGGAAUCUGUAUUGGAGUGGCAGUCAUUGAGAUGAUUGGAAUGAUCUUGUCAAUUUGUCUCUGCAAAAAUGUACACCAGGAAGACUACACUAAAGUCCCCAAGUAUUGAGGCUAUUGAAAUUACCAUGCAAGAGACAUGGAAUUCUGAACCAGGGUUGAGUUGAGGAACCAUUCUGUCUUUUAGUGCUUCAGGUGCUCAUUAGCCAUUCACUGAGAGCAGCUCAUAAAUAACACAUGGGUUGUGGGUCAAUUUCUGUACAUGGACUUUUGGGAAUUGUAGUUUCAGACCUAAUUUUUUUGUUAUAUCAAAGCCUUGAGAAUUUGUCCGAGCCAAUAAGGCCUUCACGGAUGCACCUGUGUAAAUGCUUUUUUUUGUUAAACGUAAAAUAGACUUUGUUUGUUUAAGCACUUCUUUUAGAUUUAUUUUCCCAGAGCACUUUUAAACUGUUGAUCAGUAAUGUAAAGACCUGUCAAGGCUCAGAGCAAUAGCGUGUCAUGUCUGGUUAUUUUUAGCUAUGUUUGAUGAAGACCAAGAGAAAGCAAGCAUCACCCAUUUAAGAACACUGUUUUUACAAGCUGCUUGUUACAUACUGCUGUCGUAACUACUCUCUGCAAAAAAAACAUAAUUGCUGUUGUGAUUACAUAGUUAAUCCACAUAUACUGUAUCAUUAAUCACAUAAGGAAGGCAACAAGGUUGUUUCACUGCCCCUCCACUCAUACUGUUAGAGGGGCUUUUGUCUGGACAGUCGUUGGCAGAAACAUGAUGUUGACUGAAAAGUUUUGCCAUGACAAUGUAAAUGCAAUAAGCAGUUCUAUGAGCUGUAUCACAUACACAAGGGUCAUUGAACAGGAAUUUUUCAAGAUCUCUGUCUGUAACAAUAUAAAGCUCUAACCCUUCAAAUUGCAAAGUUUACUAAAAGCUCCUCUGCAAAAAGAGUCCUCCUGAAAUGUUUUUUUAUUAUUAUUAUUAUUAUUAUUAUUUUUAUUUUUUUUUUUUUGCAAUGGCCCAGCAGUUCUCAGCAGUACCAUGUCUCGGAGGCAUAUUAAUAUACCAUUGCAAUGCUAUUCCAGUCCAUGCAAUACUGUAGUUCUUCCGUUGAGCGUUAGUGUCAUUUUCAUUGUUCCUCUCGGUUUUUGCGAAUACUUGCCAUCAAAAAUCCACUGACCUGACUCGUCUUUAAAUGGUUUGCAUGUUCUUUUUUUGUUUUUAAUAGAUUACUAUAGUUAAGGAUAGCUAAAUCAAGUAUCAGCAGUUAGUCAUUAAGCCUUUUUUUCUGUGUUAACAUUUUUGAGGGGAACAUGCUUGUCAGAUUUUUUCUGUUCUCCCUUAUUGAUUUCCUUAGUAUUACAUAUGCUCUACAGAUUUAUAACCGCCCUAAGAGUGAUUUCAAUAACUGGUAAAGAGACAUUGGCUUUAGUUCUGGUCUUUGUAUGUAUGUGAUGGUUUUGCCAUCAGAGUGAGUGUAACCCAAGCCAUUGAGGUUCAUGUUACUUUGAACCACAAUAACAUGUCAUUGGAGCUUGUGCCUUUUUAAAGGACUAAAACCUAUCGAAAAAAAUGUAUACCUGCUGCCUUGAAUGCAGUGAUAUUUUCAAAACCUUGUCCAGAAAAGUGGUUUAUAUCCCUAUAAUGGGAAAAAUGUAUUUCACUUUUUAAUUUAAUUUGGUACAGUAGAAGGGGGUGCAUAUAGUAGCUCCUGCGUUAACAUUGUUAUAUAUUUACAGGUUUGUAAACUUCAUUUAUUUUAAA